Messenger RNA from Sceloporus undulatus (fence lizard), 1280 nucleotides. RefSeq names its product zinc finger protein 239-like. The transcript has a single exon. Lineage: Eukaryota; Metazoa; Chordata; Lepidosauria; Squamata; Phrynosomatidae. The record is from RefSeq and is a predicted model, not a curated record. The annotation marks the transcript as partial.
GGAAGUAAAUCAUGUUUAAAGGAAUGGGGAGAAUAUAAAAUAAAGUAAUUCAGAUUGAUUCUGUGCUUGGCUCCUAAUUGGUUUUCCUUUUUCCUGAAGCAGAUAAUGAGCAGCAGAGAGAGAACUAUGAGGAGCCACCUGCGACGUCAAUGGAAAUUGUGGAAACAGAAGAGUUUGGAAAUCAAAGGGAACUGAAAAGAAAAAGGGGAAACCAAAGGAAAAACGAAGAGAACAACUCUGCCUCUCAUGAUGCCAUACUUUCUGAACAUCUGACUUCACUCUCAGAUCAAGAAGAGUGUCCGGUCUGUGGGAGAAUAUGCAGAUGUAAAUCACAAUUGAACUCACACUUCAGCGUUUCCAUUGGGGAGACACCAUACGAAUGUAUGGAAUGUGGACUGAGCUUCAUUAAGAGUCGACAUCUCAGUUCCCAUCGGAGGACCCACACAGGCGAGAAACCAUACAAUUGCAUGGAGUGUGGGAAGAGCUUCAGUGACAGUGGAACUCUAUGUAAACAUAAAAGAAUCCACACAGGAGAAAGGCCAUAUAAAUGCAUGGAAUGUGGGAAGAGUUUUAAUCUUAGUGGAAGUCUACAUUCACAUCAAAGAACCCACACUGGGGAGAAGCCAUGCAAAUGCAUGGAAUGCGGGAAGAGCUUCAGUCAGAGUGGAAAUCUACACACACAUCAAAGAACCCACACAGGGGAGAAACCAUAUAAAUGCAUGAUAUGUGGGAAGAGCUUCAAUCAGAGUGGAAAUCUACACACACAUCAAAGAACCCACACAGGAGAAAAACCAUAUAAAUGCAUGGAGUGUGGGAAGAGCUUCAGUGAGAGUGGAAGUCUACAUACACAUCAAAGAACCCACACAAGAGAGAAACCAUAUCAGUGCAUGGAAUGUGAGAAGAGCUUCAGUAACAGUGGAAAUCUACGUUUACAUCAAAGAACCCACACAGGGGAGAAGCCAAACAAGUGCAUGGAAUGUGGGAAGAGCUUCAGUCAGAGUGGAAGUUUACGUUUGCAUCAAAGAACCCACACAGGAGAAAGACCAUAUAAAUGCAUGGAAUGUGGGAAGAGCUUCAGUAACAGUCAACAUCUCAGUUCCCAUCAGAGGAUCCACACAGGGGAGAAGCCAUACAAAUGCAUGGAGUGUGGGAAGAGCUUCAGUGACAGUGGAACUCUAUGUAAACAUCAAAGAAUCCAUACAGGAGAAAGACCAUAUAAAUGCAUGGAAUGUGGGAAGAGCUUCAGUCGGAGUGGACAACUACAUAUACAUCAAAGAACC